AUGCGCUUAACGUUCUCGUCAACUUCCUGUGUGCACACAUCAUGUCUCACCCGCAUCCCUGACUUUUUUUAUUUAAAUUUUUGUAAUCGAGGUAGGUGGUUGUAGCCGAUCUACCUUCGUUUGUUUCACCCUGUGCCUUAUUCUGGAAGAUCGAAUGUUAAAGAGCAGCAAAGGAGAACGGGCAGUGAUUCACAAAGGCAAUACCCUGGCUUUUAAAGCAUUCCACAUGCUACAUCCGAAACCGAACUGUGCCUUUACCUCCGAACGCAUCAACGAGAACGUCCUCAUACUGUAUACCUUGCAGAAAAGGAAAUGAAUGGCGAAGAAAAAAGAGAAACCCACCCUGAAAAAUUGGAAGAUGACAAGGUGCCAAUUACGGAAGAUAGCUCAUCCAGCAACCUAGACGAGGAGAGUCAUGCAACAAAAAUUGCUCUUCAUGAGGACACAGAUGAAAAUAGUAGCACCCAUGCUAAAACAGAGUUCUCAGGGGACACCUACUCCGAAGACAAUAUCAGGGACAGUAGCCUCAGCCACAAGAAAGACACCACAGUGGUCCAACCUUCAAAGAUCGAGGCUGUCCGCAAUCCAAGUGGCGAUUAUGUCUGCCCAGUUUGUAAUGAUGCAACAGAUUCACCUCAUGCCUUCACACUGCACAUUCGGCAGCACAAUCCAACCGACCAUUCCCACACGUGUCGUCUGUGUGGAAAGACACUCAGCUCUGCUAGCUCCCUAGAUCGACAUAUGUUAGUUCACUCAGGUGAACGUCCAUUCAAGUGUAUUGUUUGUGGCAUGGCCUUUACAACAAAUGGCAACAUGCACCGUCACAUGAGAACUCACGCCAGUCCGGAUGACAGCUCUAGCCCAAAGACGACACCCAAGUGCAGGCCUUCUGUUGAUGUUGACACACCGCCCCAAUCCCCUAAAGAAUCUGGCAGUGCUGAUGAAUAUCAUGAUGCUGAAGAUCUCAGCUGUCCAGUCUGUGGCAAGGGUUUCCUUUGCAGAUCAGGUUUAGUCACUCAUAUGGGAACCCAUCCCAAUGAUCCCAUACAGUGCAAAAAGUGUUGUGAAGUGGCUGCUAAUUACACAGUGUACAUAGGACACCGUUGUAAUGGCAUCUCUGCUAGAAGAAGUGGACAGGGUGCUUCACUAGUUAGAGAUGAUGCCACUCCUUUGGCUGGGUUUCAUGACCUAACGUUUGUUGACUUCUCAAUGGGGAAGUUUUCACUGAUUGCAAAGUCUCUGUGUGAGAGCAAGGUUCGCCGACCUAGCAGUGCAUUCCAUGUUUUUGAAUGUGAGCUUUGCAAAAGGGCGUUCCCUUGUAGCAGUGCUUUGAGACUGCAUGUUUUGUCUCAUAGUGGCAACCGAGGAACCUUCUGCCCUAGCUGUAGCUGUGACUUUUCCAGCCCUUCUUUUCUUGAAUUGCAUCAGCUACGGCAUCGCAAGGCUGAGCAGUGUCAUGGCGACUACUGGCAGAAGGAACAUGAUUCUUACUGCAAUAAAGAAGAUUUCCUUGCCCUUCUUGAGCUACAGACCAACAAGUCAAGCCUUUGUGAAGUGGCUGCUUGGCCAUAUCUUCGAGAGGAACAUUUUGAGAACUAUGCAUACUUUACAAAUGGGCAUAAUGAGUCAGUAGAGAAGGAAUCAGGUAGUCAGGAUUUUGCUGAUAUUCAGUCGAUUAUUUCAGUCACUUCCAAAGCACCCCUUGCUGCAACAUCUCCUGGGCAGAGUAGGGCAUCUCCACGACCAGGUUCACCCCUCAUAGCAGAUUCAGCUUCAGCUAGUCCAGAGAUAACAAACAGCAAAGGAGAAGAGAGCUCCCCAAGUGAAGAGAAUCAGCAACUCUUCACAUGCAAAUUGUGUAAAAUGUCAUUUCGAAGCCUCGGGGUACUCAAGAAGCACGGACAGUUACACACCCAUGGGAUGACCCCUUAUGCCUGCAAUGUGUGCUCCUACACCAGCAUGGAUAAAAGUACAUUGGUUCGACAUCUUCGUACCCACAAUGGAGAGCGUCCGUUCCAGUGUGCAAUCUGCAAGUAUGCAUUCACAACUAAAGCAAACUGUGAGCGUCAUGUCCGCAAGCGGCAUAAGAAAAUGACAAAGGGGGAAAUUCGUAAUGCAAUGCAAUACAAUCCGCACAUGUCUGAACCACCACGAGUGACAGAAACAGCGCCAGCUGAGGUUGGCUGCAUGGAAACCAUCUGCAAGUACUGCAAUGUAGACUUCAAGUUCAAUCGUGUAUUGCGACACCACCUACGCUCCCUGCACAACAGCUGCAGCCGGAAGCCUUUCUGUUGCAAUAUCUGUAAGUUAGGCUUCUCCACAAAGAAUAACUGCAUCAGACAUGCUCUCAAACAGCACCCAGAAAUGAAGGAUAAACUAGCUGAGGUUGUUUCUGCGAAGCCAGUUGCACAUAAUGAGGUCUCUGAUGACUCUUCGAGUAAACAAGAGCAAAGUCAUACACAUCAAGAUCAUGAGGUGCUAUCCGAGCCAUCAUCCCCACUAUCUCAUGCUACAGAAACGCCUAAUUCUCCGGAAGAUAUGGAAAUUCUGGAGGAAGAGUGCAUUAACUUGUCCAACUCUAUGAAUGGCUCAUCUUCACAGGAUUCAGAGCCACUCAACUUGACUACCAGAUCAUUGAAAGGACCUUCUUAUGACAGUUCUGACACAUCCGGUACAGAUGAACGGGUGACUGCUGCCAAGAGUCUGGUUUCUUUGUCUGAGCUUCCUCCACCUCAGGAAGAACCACUUGACUUGGCUGUGCAUGCAUUGGACCUAAGCAGAAAGUCUUUUAGUAACUCAGGUAGUCCCAGGAGCUCACUAUGUGGUAGUCCAAACAGCAAUUGUGUGCUUUGUCCAUGCCCUGGAAGUAGCCACUUGUCUCCCAGAACACCUCCACUGGGUCGUCCUCCUGUUGAUGGAGCACAUUCACCUCGAACCAUAGAUAUCACAGAAUCAUCACCCAAUAAAGUGCAAGAUGAUGUGUACAAAAUGACAUUUCGAAUGGUAAAUGAAAAACUCUCUCCAAAGAAUCAAAGGUCCUUCAGUUGCAUGUAUUGCUCUGCAGGCUUUACCCUUAAAUCUAAUAUGGAGAGGCACAUUAAGCGUAAACACCCAGAAUUUGCUAGGCCUACCCGCAGCCGUAAUUUCAUUCCAACCCUCAGCACUCCGGGUGUCUCAAAGCCUUUCUCUUCCGCGUUGUCUGACGAAACUAGGACUGCGCUUAGAGUGGUGCUCAACAGCAAAGUAAACAAGACAACCGAUGCAGCUGAGAGCACCUCCAUAAUUAUCCCUCAAGAUAAUAAGGAUGAGUGCAAAGAAAUACAGGAUCUGUCAGGAAGAAGCUCCGAAGACACGAGCGACGCCACCGAAAGCUCCGCUGACCUUGCGAGCGUUUCUGCACUCAUAAGCACAGCAAAUUCCCAAGGUUUCCAGAAGUACCUUCUGAGUGAGAAGCCACCUGCUGAAGGUGAUGAACAAGCAGAGGCAACUGAAGCCAACAAGAUUGAGAAUUCGGUACCUACUGGAGAGUCCAAAGAGAAGAAACGUAGCUCAUACGCUGAUUCACCCAACAGUGUGUCAUGCCCCUUCUGUUCGAGGAAGUUCCCUUGGACGAGCUCACUGAGACGUCACAUCCUGACACACACAGGACAGAAACCGUACAAGUGUGAGCGAUGUCCAAUUUGGUUCACUACCAAAUCGAACUGUGAACGACACUAUGCUCGAAAACACGGCCAAGGUGAGGAUCCUACGGCCCGCUCCGUUCCUGAUAGACCCUUUAAAUGCAACAUGUGUCCAAGCAGUACAUUCUCAACCAGAGGGAACCUUCGCAAGCAUUACUACCUGAAGCACUGGCCCAAUCGAAGACUCGGUGAGGGAACAGAAUUCUCUCCAGAACAACUUAGUAGUGACUCAGCUGAAGCUAUGGAGGAGGGAACUGAGGAAAGCUUUGGAAGCACAGAGUGCUCCUACAUAAUGCAGUUUUACUGCCCUUGCUGUAGUAGGAUGUUUGCAACUGUUAAACAGCUAGAAGAUCACAUUGGAGAAAUGGUUCCAGUCCCAUACCAGUGCCACCUUUGUUCUGUCAAGUAUUCCAAGAGGGGAGAUUGUUUAGAGCAUUUGAGAAAACAUCACGGUAGUGAGAACGAAUUUCUGGCAGCCUGCGGCCUUGUGGAACAUGACACAGAUGUGGCUAUUGCUCAUGGUGUGGGAAAUGAUGGCUCAUGUACUGAAGAAGAAGAACCUGCUGAAACACUUCAGAUGUUAAACUAUGCAAAGAGGAAUGCUACCUGUCCUGUCUGCUUAAGAAGGUUUCCUUCUAUAGAAGAGCUUAAAAGUCACUUCACACUGGUACACGUUGAAGGAAAACCAAAUGAUGUCUGUAAUGAUGCUGCUGAAGACCAGAUGGAGGUUGGAGAUGGGCAGCUUCCGGGCAAAUCAGAUGAGGACAUUCAGUGCGACCAACCACUUCAAUCAAAAACAUCAACAGUGGCAAUUCAUGAACAGAGUGAUAUCUCCCCUAGCAACUGUGCAAACCUUGAGAAGAAGCAAUCUAGUUGUGAAAAUGGUGAUCUCAUCCAGAAUCUUCUUGGAAUCAGGGACUCAAAGAUGAUAGAUGAAAUGCUCGACUCAGCUGAUUCAGCUGCUCGAUUGCUGGGAGUAAAACAGGUCUGAUCCUCUUAGCAGCAUCUUGUGCUAGUAAAGUGGUGUAAAAUUAGAUGAAAUUGCUUAUUGUACAGCCGCAGUAGAUAUUUUGUCUGGUUCUAUAUGAUCAAGCAGGUUGUACAGAAUUCAAUGAGUCAUUUUUCCUUUUAUUUGAUGCUCAAACUCGAUUCACAAAUGUUGCAAGUUCCUCAGUUUGUUUCUGUGCUGUACAAAUGGUGGCUUCAAAUUAAGUGCCCACAUGAGUUGUAUGAAAUGGUGUUGUUAUAAUGUGUGAGCAUAUAGAUAUGCAAUUCCUUUGUGAGCUGUUCUUGUAUGUUUGCAUUCUUAAGUUUUAAUUCUUGAGUUUGUUGAUGACAGUGGUGAUUAGCUAAGCAAUUGAUCUUUUUUUCAGUGCUGUGCAUCUGAAUAGUGUGCUCGGCAUUGUGGCAAACAGCAUCAUUUGAUAGAGCAGUAUGGUUGGCCUGCUGUGACUUAUUUCAUAUUUGAGGAGAGCCACAACUGCAAAAGAUUUCUUUUAUGUACAGUAGACUUUCAAAAAGAAUCUUUAUAUUGAGUAUAAGGGUGCUGCCUAUAUACUGCUAAAUGUGGCACAUUUUAUUUUUGCAAGCCUUAAAAUGCAGAUAUGGACCAAACGAAAAUCAUAUCCAGAGAGUGGGACCACCAUUGCUGUUGUCUUGGUACCUUUGUGUGUGCAUUGAUCAUAAAGGGUGCAUAUCAGAUACAUUCCUCGUCUACAUGACAGGUGCAACAUUUAAACUGUCAUUACCAGUAAGAAGUUGCUGGUACUGUUAAAAGUGCUUUCUCAUGUUGGCCUUAGAUUACCCCUGUGUGUUGCCUUGUAGUUUGUAUGUGUGUACUGUAGAUUAUAAGAACCCAGGCAGAUUUAUGGCCAGAAAAUUCAUAUAUUUUUUAUCGCUCUACAUAUACAUCAGCAUUGAUGUAGGUAUGCACGCUUCAUGCUGUAGAAAUGUGCCAUGUACUGCAUCGUAAGUUAUUGCUAUGCAAAAUUUUCACUGUUCUCAGUGCCUUUUGUGGUAGGUGCAGGCAGGCUGGUUAAUUAAUUAAUUGAGUUCAAUUUGCAAUGUCAGUGCCUUCACACUUUAAUUGCAGCUGUAAGUGCACAUGCUUCUCCUGCUAUUUGCGAGCAUGUUCAGGGAUUCCAGCUUUCAGUACAUAAAAUGUUCAUGCCUUAAUUCCAUGCAACCGUCCACUUGAAUCUACCUUGCCAUUCUGGAACGCAAUCCAUAUUAGGACAUCAAAAAAGUUCCAUUACGGAGACAAAUGAUACCUAAGCAAUAUAGUAUAGUCGUUUGCAAUGUGGUCAGUAAGUUUGCAGAAUACAUUUUGUGACAUGUUUAAUAAAUGCACAUGCAAAUGAAACAGCUGUACUACUUGCUGACCACUUAAUGCCAAUUGCAUUGCCAGUUGUUAAUUUUCCGUCUAUCAUCACUAUUUUUUUGGGUGCUACAAAUUGUAUCCUGUUGACAUCAAAGUUCUUAUGGUAAAGUCUAUUUAUGCACAUGCAGACAUGCUUUUUAGCAUCCCUCAUGAAUGUUGUAUUUCUGUUGCCUCACACAAUGUGCCUGCAUGCUGCUUUUAGUACAAGGUUUACGUCAUGUGACAAAGUCAAAGUAUGCCGUGUACGUAUGUAAGCACCCGACCUCUCUUGUUCAGGUUACUACCUCUAUCACUUCACACGAAGCAAGUUGUUGUAGUUCAUAUGCAUUGCCUUUAUACAGUUGCUAUGGUGGAAUAUGCAUGGUACUUAGAGUUCUAUUUGGCUACUGUUCAAACGCGAUACUGGUAAAAGGUACAGCAUGCCUUAUAAUAUUAAACACAAAGUAGCACACAGAAGCCCCACAGAAGGAAUGAUGCGAUUGUCUCCACCAAUUAAGAGCUCGUUGGUCAUCAUCUAAGCCACCCCCAUACUUCUGUUGGCAUUUUUAGGGCUAUAGAACUGAUAGUCCUCACAGUUUUCUGGCUCGAUUUGAAGCGUUUUAAGUCUUUUUCAAAAUGCAAGCGAAACGUGAAAUGCAGAAAAAGAUCAGCCGUGUGCAUCACUUGCAAACCUUGGUGGUGCUAGUUUGCAGAGGUACUCAAAGUACAUAAAAUAUGAAUGUCUUGGUGUCUCAAGUGUUAUUAGAAGCAGCUGCACAGUACAUCAGACGUGUCCCAUUCAGUCUGAGUACCUAAUGCCAAACACUCCUUUUCUCAUUUCUCAAAGGGAAGAAAUUGCUACCCUAAGGAGGGUAUAAGUACUUACCACCUAAGCAGAUUCACGGAAGUGGGACCAAAAGUUACUGCUUUGCGGCUUUCAUUGAAGUGUAAUGUGCAACCAUGGAAAUAUGUCCAAUCAUACAUGUCACCAAAACUAAAAGCCACAGGUGAAUGCAUAGAUAACACAUCCUGUCACACACAAUGCACCACAAGUGUCACUUUAUCUCUACACAGCUUUACAACAUUUUGAAAUGCAGCCAUUACAGAGAUUGCUGGCCUAGUCGCAUGUUAGAUUUCUAGUGACAUUAAACAUUUUUGUCCAUA
Molecule: messenger RNA, 7203 nt
Organism: Ornithodoros turicata
Lineage: Eukaryota; Metazoa; Arthropoda; Arachnida; Ixodida; Argasidae
Gene: peb
Product: ras-responsive element-binding protein 1-like
Exons: 4
Coding region: 313-4671 (1452 amino acids)
Biological process (GO): regulation of transcription by RNA polymerase II
Cellular component (GO): nucleus
Molecular function (GO): RNA polymerase II cis-regulatory region sequence-specific DNA binding; DNA-binding transcription activator activity, RNA polymerase II-specific
Source: RefSeq, a predicted model, not a curated record